UAAAAACAUAUCUUAUCAGGUUAGGAAAUUAUGGUUAUGUUCGUUGUAAUAGGUGUGUGGUUACAAGUACUGUGUACUACACACUUUGUGUCAUUUGUGGUGAUAUAACAUGUAUAUAUACGAAACAGUGACGCGAGAUGCGUUUUUUUUUUCUGUUAUAUAUGUUUGGUUUAGGCAAGAGAAAAUGGAGAUAACAAAGCAAUAGUCUAGACAGAAUCUCUUUAUAGUUGAAAAGGGAGAUUCAUUAUUUUAUAUCUAAAAGUGAAUGUUAUAACAAAUUUCAAUUACCUUAAUAACAAGAACCAUCCAGAUAAAAUAUGUAUCUGUUUCCGAUUGAAUUAAAAGCAGAUGUCAAUGUGAAAGAUGAAAAAGGCUGGACACCAUUAAUGUAUGCAUCUCAAAAUGGAUGUUUAAAGACAGUCGAAUGUCUAAUCCAGAAGUCGACAUCAAACAUAAAUAGUUGCAAUCAAGAAGGUUGCACAUCGCUAAUGAUUGCAUCUCAAAACGGACAUUUUAACAUUGUAAAACGUUUAAUACGAACAGGAGCCAAUAUCAACUUAAAAGAUUCGAAAGGCUGGACAGCACUAAUGUUUGCAUCUAGCAAUGGUCACAUUGUGAUUGUAAAAUUUCUAAUAAAAUGUGGGGCAAGUGUAAAUGAGGUAAACUUAGAUUUAUGGACACCCAUCAUGUUGGCAUCUUUCAAUGGACAUCUUGAAACAAUCAAAUAUCUAUCCGAAUGCCAAGCAAAUUUAAACUUGGUAAAUAAAGAUGGGUUCUCGUCUAUAAUGUUGGCAGCACAAAGGGGUCUUGCAGAUAUCGUAAAAUAUUUAAUACUUUUAGGCGCUGAAGUAAAUACAAUGAGCUUUGAUAGACAAACAGCCCUAAUGUUAGCCAGUGAGAAGGGAGAUGCCAAAAGUGUUGUUGCUCUUCUAAAUGCUGGAUCAUUUCAGAUUUUACAAUUAAAAAAUGGCUGGACAAUGUUAAUGAUGGAAUCGUAUCAUGGACACCUAGAUAUAGUUCAAACACUUCUACAAUCUAAGGCAUAUGUACAUUUCAUUGAUGCCCAAGAUGAUUCAGGAUGGACAGCUUUAAUGAUUAGUUGCAGAAGUCUACAAACUGAAGUCGGUUUAGAGCUCAUCAGUCAAGGCGCUAAUGUCAAUAAAAAAACAAAAGAUAAAUCUACUGCUCUAAUGAUAGCUUCUCAUUUUGGACUGACUCAACUGGUGGUAAAAUUACUCGAAAAAGGGGCACACAUUGAUGAUCAAAAUAUUUUUGGUUGGACUUCUCUAAUGUUUGCUUGCCAAAGCGGACACUUAACAACAAUUACAGCGUUAUUAAAUGCAGGAGCUAAUAUUUAUCGAGAAAAUCAAGAUGGUGACUCAGCAUUUAGAGUGUCCGAACGAAAUAGUAAACCAGAAAUAUAUCAACUACUUUUAAAAUAUAAUACAGAUAAAUAUCAUAGUUGCAAAAUGAGUCCCGUUUCACCAGAUAACCAAUGUGCAAAGGAAGGUAAUUGUCAGCGUACUUACUUAACUUCAAAUAGUAUGCGUUCUGCAUGUGAAGAAAAUACUUUUGAUAUGGAGGCAUCAACACAAAUACAAGAAGAUUCUAUCAACAUAUCUGAAACUAAAAAGAAUUCUCAGUCUGAUUUACAUUUAAUUUUGAAUCAGAAAGGCGACAAAGUAGAACAAAAUAAAACUGAAAAUUAUGUUAAUUUAAAACUGAAUUCUUCCAUUAGUACAGAUAAAAAUAUUGAGAAUACAUCACGAGAAAAACGUCCACAGAAUAAAACUGUUCUAUACGAUCCCAAAGAAUUAUUGAUAGCAUGUCGAAAAGGGCAAUCAAAUAUUGUAAGGUUGCUAUUGGAAUCUAAUACAAAUGUUGAUUUCGUAAACAAACAUCGCUCAAAAGCAAUAUUCCUGGCAUGUGAAAACGGUCACACAGCAACUGUUCAAGUACUUCUUGAAUAUGGUUCAAAUGUCAAUAAAAUAUAUCAAGACGGUUUUACAUUAUUAAUGACAGCAAGUGAGAUUGGACACAAUGAAACAGUUGGCCUCCUUUUAGACUCGGGAGCUUUAGUUAAUGAUGAAAAUAAACAUGGACAAACUGCAUUAAUGAUAGCCUGCCAUUACGGACACAAAACAACAGUUGAACUUCUGAUUAAAGCAAAACCAAAUCUUGAUCAAAAAGAUAAAAAAGGAAACACAGCACUCAUGAUUGCAUGUCAACAAAGAAAUACUUCCAUUGCUGAGAUUCUUAUACAAGCUGGAGCUAAUGUAAACAAAAGUAAUAAGAAAUUGACUGCACUGAUUGUAGCAACACAGAACAAAGACAUUCAGACAGUAGAACUUUUGUUACGUUCUGGGGCUCAUGUAAACAAAAAAGUAGACAAUGGCUGGACAGCACUGAUGGUAGCUUCUCAGAAUGGAGACAUAGAGAUGGUUGAACUGUUGAUGCAAUGUUGUAAACAUUUUGAGAAGUACAACAUUGACACCACCGUGAGUUUACUGGAAGCAUCUAAAAAUGGUCAAGUAGAAACAGUCAAGUCUCUUUUGGACUCAGGCAUUCAUGUUGACGAAAGAGAUUUAAACGGCUGGACAUCUUUAAUGAAAGCUUCGCGAUAUAACCAAAAGAAAACUAUUUCGCAACUUAUGGAACAUGGAGCAAAUGUUACGGGAACAGAUAUUUAUGGGAAUACUGCUCUAAUGAUAGCAGCUGAAUAUGGAGACGCUGAAGCUGUUCAAUCUCUCAUACAGUUUAAAGCAAAUGUUAAUGAUGCAAAUGAAGAUGGAUGGACAGCGUUAAUGAAAGCGUAUCAAAAUGGAAAUUUUGACACCGUAAAACUUUUAUUGAAUUCAGAAGCUAAUGUCCAUGCCAAAAACAAAAGCGGUUCAACUGCUUUGAUGCUUGCUGCACAGAAUGGACACAUUCAAAUGGUUGAACUGUUACUUCAUAAUGGAGCAAAAAUAAAUGAAACAGAUCAAAAUGGCGUGACAUCUCUGAUGUUGGCUUGUCAAAAUAAAACCAUUGAUACAGUUAGGACACUUCUAAAAUCUGGAGCUAGAGUCAACGAAAAAAACAAAAAAGGCUGGACUGCAUUGAUGCUAGCAUCCAAAUACGGACACACUGAAAUGGUUGAGAUUCUUGUGAAAAACGAAGGUGAUUUAUUUGAAAAAAACAAUAAAGGAUUCACUGCAUUAAUGAUUGCUUCUCAGUACGGCCAUAUUAAAAUAAUUCAACUUCUACAAAAGUAUGGGGCAAGUGUAACGGGAGAUAAUAAUGAAGGCUGGACAGCACUCAUGAUAGCUUCUGAUAUGGGAAACACAGAGAGUUUAAAGAUACUUUUAGAAUCAAAAUCAUGUGUAAAUGUGAAAGAUUUUUCUGGUUGGACAGCGCUAAUGAUAGCAUCACAGAAUGGACAUUUAGACAUUUUAAAUUUGCUCAUGCAAUAUAAUACCAAUAUUAAUGAAAAAGAUAAAUUUGGGUGGACAGCAUUAAUGAUAGCUGCAAAAAAUGGUUAUGCUGAUAUUCUGAACUGUCUUUUAACACACAAUGCAAAGAUUGAUGAAAAAGCAAGGAAUGGAUGGACAGCUCUUUUACUAGCUUCAGCAAAUGGACACAAUGAUGUGGUGAAGAUUCUAUUAAAACACAGAGCUUUAGUAAAUACACGUACAGACGAUGGCUGGACAGCGUUAAUGAAAUCAGCUCAAAAUGGUCACCUACAGACUGUGAAGACACUUCUAAACUGUAAUGUGAGAGUUAAUGACAAAAAUCACAAAGGUAAAACUGCACUAAUGUUGGCUGCUCAAACUGCACAUAUUGAAAUUGUGAAACUAUUAAUCCAGUUCAAUGCAAAUGUAAAUGAAUCAAACAAAAAUGGCACAACAGCUCUAAUGAUGGCUUCAAAAACUGGCCAAAAUAAAAUCGUCAAACUCCUCAUCCAAUAUAAUGCCAAUUUAAAUGAAACCAACAAAAAUAAUUUAAAUGCAUUAACUAUUGCUUUAAAAAAUGGAAAGAUAGAUACUGCAAGAUUACUGUUAAAAUCUGGAGCGACUUGUCCAAUUAAAAUGCAAAAUGCCUUAGAAAAUAAUUCUGUCAGACCUCUUCGUCUUCAAACUACUUUUCCUCAAAUGUAUUAUAAUGAUAGUAACAAUGAAGGAUAUACAGCCCUAAUGAUCGCUUCUUGUCAUGGCCAUAGCGAGACGGUGCAUAAACUUUUAGAGUCAGGCGCUGACGCACAGAAGAAAUCUCAUAAAGGGAUGACAGCAUUAAUGUUAGCCUCUCAAAACGGACAUAUUCAUGUCAUUGAAAAACUUCUAGAGUCUGGAGCCAAUGUGAAUGAGAAAAAUAACAAAGGAAAUACGCCUUUAAUGAUUGCAACACAGAAUAAUCACAUUGAAACCGUAAAACUUCUAAUACAACACCAUGCCAAAGUGGAUGAAACAAAUAUAGACGGCUGGACAGCACUCAUGAUGGCAGCCGAAUACAAUGAAAGUGAACUCGUGCAACUUUUAUCCGAUUCUGGAGCGAAAGUUAACAAAAGAAACAAAUUUGGAAUGCAAUCGAGAAGUAACAAUCCAAUGAGGCACACCAAUAAUCAAACACAGUGUAUUUUUCAGUUCAACAUAAAUAAUGUUCUAAACAAUACAGGACCUCUCUCUCUAAAAACUGAUCGGCUUGACGUUGGAUCCGUCAAUACCUUGGCUGAAAGUGUCAACAUAAGUCAAAGUGAUUCUGUGAAUGUUUCUUACUGUGAGGACGUUGUAGUCGGAGAUGGACAAAUCAAUAAACAGUGUUAGACGUUCAAACCAACAGACUCCAAAAGAAUAUGAAGAUAAUUACUUCCUAGUCCAAACCUCCAGCAGGACGACGGGGGAUAGGAGCGGGCAGAGUUUGAAACCGGGACCAUUGAUGAAUCUGAACGACAGUCCAGCGUGCAAACCGCACGACCAGGCAGCCAUACUGUACCCGUAUACUAGUUACAGAGGUCAAGAACUUAUUAACACUUCAGCAUAUUUUCCCCUUGGUACCUAGGUCGUUUACUUUUAUUUGAUUUUAAACUGAACUUUAAGUUUUUCCCUUAUAAUAAGUCAUUAGAAUUGCAAACCAUGAAAGUAGCUUUCUUUCUAAAGGUUUUAAUACAAGACAAACAUACACACACAUGCACAUCUUUUUUUUUUAUUUUAUUGUGCAAGAACGUAUGUAAAAAAACAAUUUGUUACUGGAUUUUAUCGUGGUAACUGUAACAAAAGGGCACGGUAAGUGUUUAUGGAUGUAUUUGUCUGAUACAUAGUAGCUAAGCAGGCAUCGUAAGUAUUAAAAAAAAAGUGAAAACGAGGAGUUACUUGACAGUCUUAAAUUAUUAAGAAUAUCAUUAUCAAAUCAAGACACCUUACGGAAGUUAACACGUUAGAAAAAGUAAUUCAAGUUUCAUUUCUAUUUAUAUUAACACGCCUUGUCUUUAUAAUAACAGAUGUUUGGUGCAUAUUCAUACAGGCUCUAUUUUUAAGCACAUUAUUAUGUUUUAAAUAUAAACCUUAAUACAUUCUAUAACAGACAUUAAAUGGAACGAUGUCUAAUUUAUGCAUGCAUAUUAAAUAGGUACUAGGUGUACUUUUUACUAUACGCCAACUAUCUUGCAGUGAUAUGGUUGGAUAGUGAAAAAUGGCCGACUAUUUAAUCGGAGCCGGAGCUACUAUCUGGUGUACCUCUACUAGUAACUGACAUAGUAUACUUUAAGAGUGUAAUUGGCUGCCUGGUCGUGUGGGCUGCGCACUGGACUGUUAUUCGGACUUAUCGAUGGGGAGAAGGUGAGAAAGGGGAGAAGGGAGAGAAGGGGAGCUAUAUUUUUUCCAUUGUGGUUAUCACCCCCAAAAUGGUGUAGACCGUUGCGGACCGCACCCUCGCCCCCCCCCCUAAUGAUGCCACUGCUUUAAGGUACCUAUUUCUUCCCAACAAUUUUGAUUAAUACAUUGGAGUAGACGUAGUAGGGCCUGCACAACUUAACAGUUCCCCAUGCGAACAGAAUAGGCUAAUAUAUUAUUAACCACUAGUUGGCCUACUCAUCCUGAUCAUAAUCGCUCUAGACACUACUAGGCCUAUAUUUAGGCCUACUUAAUAGGACUAGACUAGAUCCAGAAUAUAGAAUAUAUAUAGAAUCUAGAUCUAGACAAGAUCUAGAUUUCAUGGCUAGUUCUAGAUAUGAUAUAGAUCUAGUUUAGAUCUGGAUCUAGACUUUUGAAGAUUUAGAUCUAUCUAGAUCUCGAUCAAGAAUCUAGAUCUCGACCAUAUGUUUGUAAAAUGUUUUACAUGUUUCGGAUGUUCCUUCAGAGUUGAAGAUAAUUACUUCCUAGUCCAAACAUCUCGCAGGACGACGGGGGAUGGGAGCGGGCAGGGUUUGAAGCCUGGACCAUCGAUAAAUCCAAACGACAGUCAAGUGCGCAAACCGCGCGACCAGGCAGCCAUCCUAAACUAGGGCUAGACUAAAUAGACUCUAGAUAAAGAUCCAGAACUAAAUCUAUAGCCUUAUCUAGGCAAGAUCUUGAAAUCUAUAAAUAGAAUCUAGAUCUACUAGAUCUAGGUAAGUAUUGUGAUCAGGAUUAGUAGGGUUACAGAUUCACUUCUUGAUGUGAUACUACUGCUUACAUAAUAAAUAAAUCUUUACCCCCAAGCUGUUAGAAGAUAAAAUAUUUUAUUAAUGGAUUAUAAAUGUAAAUACAAUUAUUAUAAAUUAUAAAUGUAAGUUUUGUUCAAAUUGUUUAAUACAAUUAAAUCUAAAUCUAGAUCUAUGUCUAGCCUCUAUUUAUCGUAAUUUAGAUUGUUGUCAAGUGUAUAGCUUUAUAAAGAUGUGUAAAAACUGAGCGGUAUAAAGUAGUUCCUUUUUUGUCUUUAAACUUACAAUUGAAACGAGUUCGUAUUAAAAUUCUUUUUAAAAAACAACAUUUGAAUCAGUAUGCUAUUCCAUGAGUUACUUAAUAAAUGAAAAAUCUUUUAUAUAUUGAUCCAUUUUUCAUACAUUAUACUUUCAUACUUUUUCAAUUGUGACCUUAGAUGCAAU
Biomphalaria glabrata is the source of this 7057-nucleotide messenger RNA. RefSeq names its product serine/threonine-protein phosphatase 6 regulatory ankyrin repeat subunit B-like. Gene Ontology annotation, molecular function: protein binding. The record is from RefSeq and is a predicted model, not a curated record. The transcript has 5 exons. The coding region runs from base 318 to 4799 and encodes 1493 amino acids. Lineage: Eukaryota; Metazoa; Mollusca; Gastropoda; Planorbidae.